GAGGAGGGGAGAGGAAGAGCGGACAGAGAGGAGGGAGGGAGAGGAGGCAGAGGAGGAGAUGAAAGGAGAGGAAUCACAAAUCCAGAACCUUCUCCAGCUUCCAGUGAGACAUAAGAUCCCUCUGCAGCACAUCCCCAGGAGAGAAGCUACCAUCUGUAAUGUGGACUCCAUGCUCCUGUUCCCAUCAGCUUCCUCUGAGAACUACGUCACCUUCUCCCGGAGCUUCCCUGCUCUUCCAGAACUCUCCGUGUGCCUGUGGAUCCGCGUCGACGUCGGUUACGUAGGAACGCUCCUCUCUUACGCCACGGAAGACAAUGACAACAAACUAGUCCUAUACGGACGCAACUCCUCCUCCUCCUCAUACUCUUCCUCCACCCCCAGCCGAGCAACCCUGGACUUCGUGGUGGGAGACCCUGCGUACCGUGAGCUCCCUGUGGACUCUGUGCUGGACGGGUGCUGGCACCACCUCUGUGUCCUCUGGUCCUCUAUCCAGGGACGAUUCUGGCACUACACCGACCGGCGCCUGACCUCCUCAGGGUCACGGUUCAGGAAGUGUUACGAGGUGCCGGGAGGGGGGUUAGUGGUGCUGGGAGCAGAGCAGGACAGCCAGGGGGGAGGGUUUGAUCCCACCGAGGGGUUCGUGGGGCGCCUGGCGGGGUUCACCGUGUGGGACCGGGUGUUGAGUCCUGGGGAGGUGACGGGGGUGGCUACGGGGAGGGGGGUACCCCGGGGGGUGGUGCUCGAGUUGGGGGACGUUGAUGGAGUUCAUGGGGAGGUGCAGCAGGUAGCCUGCGAGUGCCUGGAACACUGUAGCUGAGACGUCUGAUUCCAAACCGACACUAACCGCUCGUCCCUCAUCCCUCGUCCCUAUAGGCACUCCUAGAUCUACAGUGUGGUCCUUUAGGGCAGAGUGGGCUGGUUUUUACUCCUCUGUACUCGAUUGAUCAAUUAAGGUAAUUGAUUUCCCCUCACCUGGUUGUCUAGGUAUUAAUUGGGAGUUAAUUAAAAAUAAAUAAUAACAAAUAACAACAACCAGCCUACGGGUUUACUUGGGAUUCAGCUGUCUAAAUGUUUUAAUAUCAAUCAAUUAACUACCAGGGAGAAUGAAGACCGGCAGAACUGCCCUUCGGACUUAAUGUGGACCUAUAUUGAAAGAGGAACCCUAACACUUCUCUAACCUUAAACAGUGCCACUGACACACUGUAAAAUGAGCAUGUGAAUGAAAGCCAUCAAUUAUUACUUAAAGCAAUGUUAUAUGGCUAAACAAAGACUGUUUCAUAUCAUAUAUAUUGUUACCCAGCAACAGACAGACAGAGAGAGAGAGAGACAGACAGACAGACAGACAGACAGACAGUUUAACGUUCAGAUUGUUCUGUUAUAAAGUCAACAGACUAGCUGCUAGUUGACCAACUGACGUCUGAUGUCAGUUAUUAUCAUGCUUAUAAAUCAAGAUGAUGUCAGUUAUUAUCAUGCUAAUAAAUCAAGAUGAUGUCAGUUGGA
This is a messenger RNA of Salmo salar (Atlantic salmon), 1500 nucleotides long. Lineage: Eukaryota; Metazoa; Chordata; Actinopteri; Salmoniformes; Salmonidae. The record is from RefSeq and is a predicted model, not a curated record.